Sphaeramia orbicularis (orbiculate cardinalfish) is the source of this 2295-nucleotide messenger RNA. RefSeq names its product organic anion transporter X (gene oatx). The transcript is spliced from 16 exons. The record is from RefSeq and is a predicted model, not a curated record. Gene Ontology annotation, molecular function: transmembrane transporter activity. Gene Ontology annotation, biological process: transmembrane transport. Bases 286 to 2046 code for a protein of 586 amino acids. Lineage: Eukaryota; Metazoa; Chordata; Actinopteri; Kurtiformes; Apogonidae. Gene Ontology annotation, cellular component: membrane.
AGAGGGAAAGAGGGAGAGAGAGUUAUGUCUGAAGGUCUCUCGUCCGCUGCACAGACAGAGGUUAGUCUUUUCUCUGUCAGACGUCGUCUGUUCAUCUGUUUGUCCAUCUGUCUGGACACGAACUGACCAUCUGAUCCAGAAAAAUCCCUACUGUAUUUAUAGUUUUCCUUAGUUAAUGAACACUCAGAUGAUGCUGAAGGAGAAGAAACAUGAAUAAACUGCUUUAAAAAUAUAUUCAUCAAUACAAUAAAUUGUAAGAGUUUCAAUUGAAAAUCAGACGCAGCAAUGGGAUUCGCUGACCUUCUCAACGAGGUGGGCGGGUUCGGACGGUACCAGUGGCUCCAUGUGACUCUGAUCAGUUUUCCUGGUUUGUUGAUGGCCAGUCAGAACCUGCUCAACAACUUCGUCUCAGGAAUCCCCGACCACCACUGCAGGCUGCCGACCAAUCACAGCAUCUAUAACCUGUCGCUCAGCCAGGUGGAUGAGAGGCAGCUGCUCAGGGUAUUCAUCCCUCUGGACUCUUCAGGAAAUAGAUUUGAUCGAUGUAGGAGGUAUGUGGAGCCUCAGUGGCAACUGUUAGCAGCUAACAGUUCAGCUAAUGUUAGCUUUGUGAAGACUGAGGAAUGUGAAGAUGGAUGGACGUAUGACCACACUGAGUUUGAAGCCACCACUGUGUCUGAGUGGGACCUGGUCUGCUCAAUGCGACCCCUGAAGCAGAUGAUUCAGACCAUCUAUAUGGGUGGAGUUUUAGCAGGAGCCAUCGUCUAUGGCGGUCUGUCAGACAGGUUUGGGAGACGGACCGUCCUCAUAUGGUCUUAUCUACAAGUGGCUGUGCUCGGCUGUAGCUGCGCCUUCUCUCCAUCAUACACCGUCUACUGCAUUUUACGGUUCCUGUGUGGAAUGGCGGUUUCUGGAGUGAUCCUGAACGGAGUUUCACUGAAGGUGGAGUGGAUUCCAACCAAAACCAGAACCAUAGUGGGCACGCUCACCUCGUUCUUCUUCACUUUCGGUCAGAUGGUUCUGGCAGGGCUUGCCUAUUGGCUGAGAAACUGGAGGACGCUGCACGUGGUGGUCUGUGCACCCCACUUUCUGUUCUUCGCCUACAGCUGGUGGUACUCAGAAUCAGCUCGUUGGUUGGUUCUGAAUGGGAAGUCUGAGGAGGCACUGAAGAAUCUUCACCGAGUGGCACGAAUCAACGGGAAACCAGAGAUGGUUGAUAAAAUAACACUGGAGGUCCUCCAUUCGCACAUGAACAAAGAGAUCGAGUCAAGUCGCUCAACGUUCACAGCGUAUGACCUGCUGAGGACCCGAGGGAUGAGACGCAUCUCCAUCUGCCUCAUCGCUGUCUGGUUCUCCACCAGUUUUGCAUACUAUGGUUUGGCAAUGGACCUGCAGAAGUUUGGGGUGAGUAUCUACGUGAUGCAGCUCAUCUUUGGGGCUGUUGAUAUUCCAGCUAAACUACUCGCUCUGGGCAUGCUCAGUUUCCUGGGGAGACGAAUUACUCAGGCCACCUGCCUCUUUCUGUCAGCCGUCAUCAUCUUUGCCAAUAUCUUUGUCCCCACAGAGAUGCAGACCCUGAGAACCACACUGGCAUGUCUUGGUAAAGCUUCGACCUCAUCAUCUUUCACCACUGUCUACCUGUACACUGGAGAGCUGUACCCAACAGUCAUCAGACAAACAGGAAUGGGCUUUGUGUCAACUAUGGCAAGAGUCGGCAGUAUGGCAGCACCUGCUGUCCUCAUCUUGGAUGAGGUGCUGCCGGCACUGCCCAGUGUGGUGUACGGUGGGGCAGCGGUGUUGGCCAGUGGUUUCGCCUGCUUCCUGCCUGAGACACUGAAUGUGCCAUUGCCGGACACCAUUGAGGAUGUGGAGGAGAAAUGGUCAGGAGGAGGAUCCACCCAACAGCAGGAGAAAGAGGGCGUGUCCUUGAAGGAGGGCAUGGUCUCCAGUGAUGAGCUGUUAAUUGAUGGGGGCGUGGUUUCAAAGGAAGGUGUGGUUUUGAAAGAGAUGAAAGACGCUGAGAAGGCGGGACUCCACACUCUCUGAUCAAUCACACAAUGUGACAUAGGACAGCCUAUGAUGUGGUUGAAAAGCCUCGGCCAAUAAGAUGGUUCAGCCAAUUAAUUUACGAAAACAUGAAGCUUAAUCAAAGGGUUCUGUAAAAUAACAAUGGAUGGGUUUUAUUAGCUGUGUUGAGUUUUUCUGAAUAGAUGCACAGUUAUCAAUAACCAUUACAAAUCAAAAUCCAGUUAGACUUCCAUGUUAGUUCACCAAUAAACUGUGAUUGCACUCUGA